UGAUCCAGUCUAAUCCAAGUCGAAUCCAUAUUGAAGUGCUGGCACUUUUGUACUUCUGUUAAUGAUUUGUUAAGCGGUGAUCAUGGAAGCCGGCAUAAAUCAACCAGCGCCCGAGAAACGCGUUGCGAUAUCGUCAUUUGCGACUGGAAAGCGUUCUGAAAUACCGGAAAAGGACAUUCCAGGUCGAUGCCGGUUAGUUACAGAGUUCGAGAAACUUAACAGGAUUGGAGAAGGCACAUAUGGAAUUGUCUAUAGGGCGCAGGACUUGAAGACUCAAGAAAUUGUUGCAAUGAAGAAAGUGCGAAUGGAGCAGGAAAAAGAUGGCAUUCCUGUCAGUGGGUUGCGGGAAAUCAACCUCUUGCUCAGUAUUCAGCACCAAAAUAUUGUUAACCUGAAAGAAGUUGCUGUUGGCAAAAGCUUGGACAGCAUUUUUCUCGUGAUGGAAUACUGCGAGCAAGACCUGGCCAGCUUGUUGGACAAUAUGCAAAGUCCAUUUUCCGAGUCACAGGUGAAGUGUAUCAUGAUGCAGCUGUUCAAAGGUCUUCAGUACCUGCAUAAAAAUUUCAUUGUUCACAGGGAUUUAAAAGUCUCAAACCUCCUGCUGACUGACAAAGGCUGCCUAAAAAUUGCCGAUUUUGGGCUUGCCAGAAAGUAUGGCCUCCCUGUGAAGCCUAUGACACCACGUGUAGUUACACUUUGGUAUCGUGCACCAGAACUGCUGCUUCAAGCCAAGACCCAGACAACAGCCAUUGACAUAUGGUAAGGCGGAAAUGUUCUUGGCCCGUGUGCUCAGAUUUGGGUGCACCACCCUCUUCUGCGCCACAGGUCUGACCGCCGCCUUGGACAGUUGCUUCUGGGGCUUCUCGGCAAUGCCUCUACAAUGAUAUGGCCUGGGUAUUCGAAGCUGUCAGCACUGGAGAAUUUCACCCUCAAGCAGCAGCCGUACAACAACGUGAAGCAUUUCUUUCCCUGGCUCUCACCAGCUGGCGUUCGCCUUUUGAAUUUCGUCUUUAUGUAUAACCCAAAAAAAAGAGCCACUGCCGAGGAGGCACUCCAAAGUUCCUAUUUCUCUGAACCUCCCUUGCCCUGUGAAGCAGAACUUAUGCCUUCAUUCCCGCAGCAUCGAAACUUGAAGCGGUCUUUCAUGGGAGGCUUUUCAGACAGACUGGGACACAUUACUCAAGACCUGAAGAAGACUGCAGACUUCAUCUGAGUCUGGUGGUCUGUGGAACAUCCCCAGAAAUUGCAGACAUGAAGACAAGCUAUUUCAGCAUGGAAUUUGAUUCUCAUCUCAACAAUGUUCUUAAAAGCAUCGAUUUUGUGUUAGUGUGCUGCAUCAUUCACUUUUAUAUUAUUGCAGUAAAAUGAAUAAAUAACAGCAUGCAAUCAUUUUUAAAGGGACACUAAAUAGAAAAACUUUUUUUUCUUAUAUUAGUAACUUACUCUUUCACAAUUCCAUAAUCAUUGCAUUUCCUGAGAUAAGAUGCACAAAAAUAAAAUGCUGGUGGCAAUGCCAUGUUCAAAUUUUUGCACCAAAUGUCAUGGCCUUUGUUAUUUUGACAGCAUCUAUACAGUCCUACGUAGUUCUUAAUCAGUAAAAAUUAAGUACAUUGUCCUCUGAGGGGGGUCAUAGGCUGAACAUACCAAGUUUCAGGAAAUAAAUACACUUUGAAAUC
Molecule: messenger RNA, 1676 nt
Organism: Rhipicephalus microplus (southern cattle tick)
Lineage: Eukaryota; Metazoa; Arthropoda; Arachnida; Ixodida; Ixodidae
Gene: Cdc2rk
Product: cyclin-dependent kinase 10
Biological process (GO): regulation of mitotic cell cycle; protein phosphorylation
Cellular component (GO): nucleus
Molecular function (GO): ATP binding; cyclin-dependent protein serine/threonine kinase activity
Source: RefSeq, a predicted model, not a curated record